Messenger RNA from Poecile atricapillus (Black-capped chickadee), 814 nucleotides. Its product is annotated as histone H2A type 2-C. The transcript has a single exon. The record is from RefSeq and is a predicted model, not a curated record. Gene Ontology annotation, cellular component: nucleosome. NCBI's taxonomy places the organism in Eukaryota, Metazoa, Chordata, Aves, Passeriformes, Paridae. The coding region runs from base 34 to 423 and encodes 129 amino acids. Gene Ontology annotation, molecular function: protein heterodimerization activity; structural constituent of chromatin; DNA binding.
GCUUGCAGCGAACGAGCGAGCGAGCGAGGCGAGAUGUCCGGGCGCGGGAAGCAGGGCGGGAAGGCGCGCGCCAAGGCCAAGUCGCGCUCGUCGCGGGCCGGGCUGCAGUUCCCCGUGGGCCGCGUGCACCGGCUGCUGCGCAAGGGCAACUACGCGGAGCGCGUGGGCGCCGGCGCCCCGGUGUACCUGGCGGCCGUGCUGGAGUACCUGACGGCCGAGAUCCUGGAGCUGGCGGGCAACGCGGCCCGCGACAACAAGAAGACGCGCAUCAUCCCCCGCCACCUGCAGCUCGCCAUCCGCAACGACGAGGAGCUCAACAAGCUGCUGGGCAAGGUGACCAUCGCGCAGGGCGGCGUGCUGCCCAACAUCCAGGCCGUGCUGCUGCCCAAGAAGACUGAGAGCCACAAGGCCAAGAGCAAGUAAAGCAAGCGGGGGAAGCGUCCCGCGCCCAGAGGCUAAACCCAAAGGCUCUUUUCAGAGCCACCCACAACCUCGAGAAAGAGCUUGAGACGCGGCGGCGGAGCGGGUGCUGGGCGGUCGCGAGGAGAGGGGGAAGGGCGCCCGUGUUUGUCUUGGGGAGCUUGUGUGUAGUUUGGUGUGUUGUGGGCAGCCCGGGCCGGUUUGCUGGGCGGCGUUGCCGUCCUGGACCGGGAUCGAUCGGAGCGCUCUGUUCCCGGUGCUGGGGAGCUGCUGUGGAAGGAGCCGAGCGCGGGAGAAGAGCGCGGAACGUCCCGGAGCCAAUCGUGGCCUGCGAAGGCUUUUGGAGUUCGCGCGGGCGCUGAACCCAACCUCCCUCCCUUCCUUCCCUCCCUCC